GAGGAGGCCGCGGCCGAGUCGGUGCGAUCCCGGCGGGCGGCGCCGCCGCCGCAGCCCCAUGGAGCUCGAGAACAUCGUCGCCAACACGGUGCUGCUCAAGGCCCGGGAAGGUGGCGGUGGGAACAGGAAAGGCAAGAGCAAGAAAUGGCGACAGAUGCUACAGUUCCCUCACAUCAGCCUCUGCGAGGAUCUGCGGCCCACCGUGGAGCGCGAUUACCACAGCCUGUGCGAGAGACAACCAAUUGGGCGGCUGCUGUUCCGGCAGUUCUGCGAGACACGGCCCGAGCUGUUCCGUUGCGUCUGCUUCCUGGAUCAGGUGGCCGAGUAUGAGGUGACCCCUGAUGAGAAGCGAAAGGAGUGUGGACGGUGCCUGAUGCAGAACUAUCUGAACCCCAAGUGUACAGACAACAUCCUCCAAGUCCCCAUCCAGCUGAUGAACACGUGUGCUGAGAGACUGGAACAGAAUCCCUGCAAGGAGCUCUUCAAGGAGUUCACCAGGAUGACCCAUGAUUAUCUGAGCGUCGCCCCCUUUGCCGAUUACCUCGACAGCAUCUACUUCAAUCGUUUCCUGCAGUGGAAGUGGAUGGAGAGGCAGCCAGUGACCAAAAACACAUUCCGUCAGUACCGUGUGCUCGGGAAGGGCGGCUUCGGUGAGGUCUGCGCGUGCCAGGUGCGAGCCACAGGGAAGAUGUACGCCUGCAAGAAGCUGGAGAAGAAAAGGAUUAAGAAGCGCAAAGGCGAGUCCAUGGCCCUGAACGAGAAGCAGAUCCUGGAGAGAGUGAACAGUAGGUUUGUAGUGAGCCUGGCCUAUGCCUACGAGACCAAAGAUGCCCUGUGCCUGGUGCUGACGCUCAUGAACGGGGGCGACCUCAAGUUUCACAUCUACCACAUGGGGGAGGCCGGCUUCCAGGAGGAGCGCGCCGUGUUCUACGCGGCCGAGAUCUGCUGCGGCCUCGAGGACCUGCACAGGGAGCACAUCGUGUACAGGGACUUGAAGCCGGAAAACAUCUUGCUGGAUGACCAUGGUCACAUCCGGAUCUCAGACCUGGGGCUGGCGGUGCACGUGCCCGAGGGCCAGACCAUCAAAGGGCGCGUGGGCACCGUGGGCUACAUGGCCCCCGAGGUGGUGAAGAACGAGCGGUACACCUUCAGCCCGGACUGGUGGGCCCUUGGCUGCCUUCUGUAUGAGAUGAUCGAGGGUCAGUCGCCCUUCCAGCAGCGCAAGAAGAAGAUCAAGCGGGAGGAGGUGGAGCGGCUGGUGAAGGAGGUCCAGGAGGAGUACUCGGACAAGUUCUCCGAAGGGGCCCGCUCCUUCUGCACUGCGCUCCUUUGCAAAGACCCCAAGGAACGGCUAGGGUGCCGCGGUGGGGGCGCCCAGGAGGUGAAGGAGCACCCUCUAUUCAGGCACCUCAACUUCAAACGCCUGGAAGCUGGCAUGUUGGAACCCCCGUUUAAGCCCGAUCCCCAGGCCAUUUACUGCAAGGACGUCCUGGACAUCGAGCAAUUCUCUACCGUCAAGGGGGUGGAGCUGGAGUCCACCGACAACGACUUCUACCAGAAAUUUGCCACAGGGAGCGUGUCCAUUCCCUGGCAGAACGAGAUGAUCGAGACGGAGUGCUUCAAGGAGCUAAACGUGUUCAGCCCGGAUGGGACGGUGCCCCCCGACCUGGACUGGAGGGGCCAGCCGUCACCCCAGCCUAAGAAGGGGCUCCUCCAGCGCCUCUUCAGCAGACAGGACUGUUGUGGAAACUGCAGCGACAGCGAGGAGGAGCCUCCGACCCGGCUCUAGACCCGGGGUCCCGCCCGCGCCCGAUGGAGCUCUCACCUGCCCCGCCGCGGCGUGCCUUUGUUUACAGUUUUGCACAUUUGUAUUUUAAAAUGUUGUCUGGAUGGAUGGAUGGAUGGAUGGAUGCCAACACCAGGGCGGGCGCUGGCUGCCCAGCCACCCUGGCUCGGGCGGGCCCAGGCCCCGUGCCCUCCCAUGCCCGUCCCGAGUGACGGGGGAAAGAGGGAGAGGGCCAGCAACCCCCCCCCCCGCCCUGCCCGAGGUUGUUCUAAAUCUCCGGCUCAUACGAUCAGCCUGCCUGCAGCCCCCUCCCCUCUAACCCAGCCCAGUUAGGGGCGGGGGCUUUUCCCUCCCUCAUACAUUCCAGGGGACCAGUCCCAGUCCCCGGCAGCCCCCCGCUGUAGCCCGUUUGAUUUUAUAUAUUUAUAUAUACAUAUAUAUAUAUAUGUACGUAUGUAUAUAUCAACUGUAGAUUUUUAAUCUCCGUUGGGGAGGGGCCCGUAUCUGCCCACCCUCCCCCCCAUCGAGCUGGAAGCAGGGGAAGCCGGGAGGGGCCACCCAUGUCCCCUGACUGGGGGGUGGGGCGGCAGUGCCCGGAGAGCCCCCUCCGGGAUUCUCUCCGGAGCGAGCCACGGGCAGCCGGUCUCUAGAGCGACCAGGAGGGAAGGGGACCGGGCCAGAGUGUUCCCCCCGGCUGGGCUGCCAGGACCUCAGCCCCCUCGCCCCCUGAUGGGCGGGUGGGCACCCCCUUCCACCCUCCGGCCCCGUCUCCCAGCCCUCACACUGUGUUAGCCGCCGUGUACUAGUGACAGCCGUGCCUACGCCGUCCCCUCCCCGGCCGGGCCCCGGGGCUCUGGGCCGCCGAGGCCUUUGGCGAGGGGCAGCUCGCCCCCAGCCGGGAGCAGGGUGGGGAAGGCGGGGACCAAGGCUCAUCCUCUUCCGGCGGCUCCUGGAAUUCAUCUUCUCCCUCCCCGGAGCAGCUCCCCGGGAGAAGCGGGCACACGUGACCCCGGACACCCUGGAGGAGCCGCCUUGUGCCAGGGCUCCGCAGGCCCCGGCUCCCGCCCAGCCUCACACCAAACUCCCGGGAUGGGAGCGGCCCUUCCCUCCGGCUCCUCCUUGCCUGGGUCAGCCGCCCUCCCCCCCGCCCCCGGCCCAGCCACUGCUGCCACACUCGAGUGGGCCCUGGACCCCCCCGGGUUGGCUGCCGCCCGGCUUCUCCCACCCAGGAGGCGCCUCCGGCCACCUCAGGGGCCAAGGCUGGUGCCCUAGCAGGAGUCCAGUUACUAUUUUUCCCUGCGGGAAGUUCUUCCAUUAAGGCUCCUGCUGGGCCGGAAGCUGCUCUCCUUUCUCCCCGUGCCGGCCCCCAGCGCGCACCUUCCAGGGAUUCUGGGAGAGAGGAUUUGGCCUGGGCCGUGCUGGGCAUAGAGCCUUAGGGUAACCACCCCCUUCCUUCCUGUCCCCCUCAGCCCAAGCCCCUCCGGAAGCUUCCCCAGGAUCAGUCCCUGGAGGAGGGGUCGGGUUUUCUCAAUAUUCCGGUCUUGUCGGGUGGUGUUCCCUUGUCGUUUGAGUUCCUAGCAAUAAUCUGGACCCUCCUUGUGUGCCCCAGGAUGGACCGCCCCCCCCCCCAAUACACACACACACACCCCAUUCUCCCCAUACCUCAUCCUGGGGACGUUGUGCCGUUGCUGAGCCAGGCUUCUUGGGACUGUGACUUACCCAAUACGGCACCGUAUCUGUGGUAUCGUUUGCUUGCGUUGCACUGAUGUUCCGAAUAUUUAAAGACUGAUUUUUACUACUUUUUGUUUACUGUUAAAAUACCAAGUGUCUCCGUGGUUUCUGACGUGCGAAGGUGAAUACAGUUAAGCACAAACCUGCCACCUCCCCAUCA
Ornithorhynchus anatinus (platypus) is the source of this 3677-nucleotide messenger RNA. It is a transcript of the gene GRK6, whose product is annotated as G protein-coupled receptor kinase 6. The record is from RefSeq and is a predicted model, not a curated record. Gene Ontology annotation, biological process: protein phosphorylation; signal transduction; regulation of signal transduction. The coding region runs from base 59 to 1789 and encodes 576 amino acids. Lineage: Eukaryota; Metazoa; Chordata; Mammalia; Monotremata; Ornithorhynchidae. Gene Ontology annotation, cellular component: cytoplasm; plasma membrane. The transcript is spliced from 16 exons. Gene Ontology annotation, molecular function: ATP binding; G protein-coupled receptor kinase activity.